AUGGAGAGGGAAAUUGCUGCCUCAUAUGAGCCAAAACUGAACAGUGAAAUAAGAAUUUUUGAGAGUUCAGAUGAGAUAUUAACAGAUCUAGCUGAGUAUAUCUCCCAAGUUUCAGAAAUCUCUGUUAAAGAAAGGGGAUACUUCGCUAUUGCCCUAUCUGGAGGGCCCCUUGUCAGUUUUUUGAGCAAACUUUGUGAAGCGCCAUACAUCAAGACCCUGGAUUGGUCUAAAUGGUACAUAUUCUGGUCUGACGAACGUGCUGUAGCAAAGAACCAUGCAGACAGUAACUAUAAGUUAACAAAAGAAGGAUUUCUAUCAAAGGUACCUAUUAUGAGUGGCCAUGUCUACUCCAUAAACGACAGCGCCACGGUGGAGGACGCGGCGACGGACUACGAAUUUGUCAUCAGGCAGCUGGUGAAGAUCCGCACUAUAGGGGUCUCGGAGAGCACCGACUGCCCCAAGUUCGAUCUCAUCCUCCUCAGCAUGGGCUCUGACGGCCACGUGGCGUCAUUGUUCCCUAGCCACCAAGCCCUGGAAGUGAAGGACGACUGGGUGACCUACAUCACGGACUCCCCGCAGCCUCCGCCCGAGAGAAUCACCUUCACUCUCCCUGUGAUAAACUCGGCGUCAAACAUCGCGAUCCUGGCGAUGGGCGUCGACAAGGCGAACGCGGUGCAUUCGGCCGUCUCUGACGGCGGCGACGGCCCAGACGCCCCUGCAUCCCUGCCGGCCAGGAUGGUCCAGCCAACGGACGGGAAGCUGGUGUGGUUCCUGGACAAGGAGGCCGCCUCAUCGCUCGAGGCGCUGUCCGACGACGCCUACCAGCAGCAGCGUCAUGAGUGCUAG
Triticum turgidum subsp. durum (durum wheat) is the source of this 846-nucleotide messenger RNA. Lineage: Eukaryota; Viridiplantae; Streptophyta; Magnoliopsida; Poales; Poaceae. The record is from the annotation of a GenBank genome assembly.